This is a messenger RNA of Colius striatus (speckled mousebird), 1863 nucleotides long. RefSeq names its product microtubule associated protein RP/EB family member 3 (gene MAPRE3). Gene Ontology annotation, molecular function: microtubule plus-end binding. NCBI's taxonomy places the organism in Eukaryota, Metazoa, Chordata, Aves, Coliiformes, Coliidae. The transcript is spliced from 7 exons. Gene Ontology annotation, cellular component: spindle midzone; microtubule organizing center; microtubule plus-end. The coding region runs from base 128 to 985 and encodes 285 amino acids. The record is from RefSeq and is a predicted model, not a curated record. Gene Ontology annotation, biological process: spindle assembly; regulation of microtubule polymerization or depolymerization; protein localization to microtubule plus-end.
UGCGAGGAGCCGGGCUGGACGACCUCUGCGCCCCGGCAGCGCCGGCGGGACGGGGGCCGAGACACACGCCCGAGUGUUUUGUUCGCCAUUGGGCCUUGAUUAGCAGCUCGGCGGCCGGACAAUUAAAAUGCAGCGCUGGGGCAUGGCCGUCAAUGUGUACUCGACGUCGGUGACCAGCGAGAACCUGAGCCGCCAUGACAUGCUGGCCUGGGUCAACGACUCCCUGCAGCUCAACUACACCAAGAUCGAGCAGCUCUGCUCAGGCGCUGCCUACUGCCAGUUCAUGGACAUGCUGUUCCCUGGCUGCGUGCACCUGCGGAAGGUGAAGUUCCAGGCCAAGCUGGAGCACGAGUAUAUCCACAACUUCAAGGUGCUGCAGGCCGCCUUCAAGAAGAUGGGAGUGGACAAGAUCAUCGCGGUGGAACGGCUGGUGAAGGGCAAGUUCCAGGACAACUUUGAGUUCAUCCAGUGGUUUAAGAAGUUCUUUGAUGCCAACUAUGACGGGAAGGAGUACAACCCUCUGCUGGCGCGGCAGGGCCAGGAUGGCGCGCCCCCCCCAAACCCAGGUGAUCACACCUUCAACAAACCCAAGAAACCCAUUGGCACUGCAGUUCCCCAGAGGACCUCUCCCACCGGCCCCAAGAACACGCCAAACCCAGCACGCCUCACCAGCGUCCCCAGCAGCAUCCUCCGGAAAAACUCCCCUGCCACCCGCAACGGGGGCACUGAGGCCGACGCACAGAUCCUGGAGCUCAACCAGCAGCUGCUGGACCUGAAGCUGACGGUGGACGGGCUGGAGAAGGAGCGUGAUUUCUACUUUAGCAAACUGCGGGACAUCGAGCUCAUCUGCCAGGAGCACGAGAACGAGAACAGCCCCAUCAUCACCGGCAUUGUCAGCGUCCUCUACGCCACGGAGGAGGGCUUUGCCCCACCAGAGGAUGACGAGCUGGAGGAGCAGCAGCCAGAGGAGCAGGACGAGUACUAGCCCCUACGGCAACGCUCCCGCGCCCCGCGCCGCUCCCCCACCAUAGACAUUUGAGGUCUGAGCCCGUGCGCCUCGCCCUGCACUCUCACACGCCAUCACCGUCUCCAGCAGCCGAGCCCGUGGCCUCGGCAUCCAGCAGCGCUGGGGGGAAGCUGCUGUCUCCCCACAUAGAGAUGCCCAUCCGGCGCAGAGGACGGCUGUGCCUACGCUGGGGGCUGGGGUCAGGCUCUGGUCGCCGCACCCGGUGCCCGGCCCUCGCCACCCUCACCCCAUAUUUAUUUCCGUUGUCCCCUCGGGUGUGAGCGCCGCAGCUGCCCCGGCAUCCCUGCCUGCCCCACUGCGUCAGAGGGAAAGACUAGUCCUGAGGAGGGGGGUUUCCCUGGGUGGAGCACGCUGCCCGCACUGCUCGCACCCUGCCGGCCCCUGGGGAUGGGGAUGGGGCUGGAGCCAGCGACCCUGGGACCACAGCAUGGGGCUCGAUGCCUACCUAGCGGCCUGGGUGGGGAGGAUGCGGCUCCCAGGAGGGAGGUGCUGCUGCUUCAGGUUCCCAAGAUGAAAAAGAAACCCGGACUGGUUGAGGACAGUGGAGGGAGACUGACCCCACAGUAUAUCCUGGAGCUGGGCCCCGGCCCCUCUGUGGCAUGGGGAGGGCGGUGCCCCUCUCCCCAGCCGGGGGCCUCCUCCCCUCACCCAUGGCCAGCACAGAUCCCCGUGUCGGAUACUGGCCAGGUCUCCUACCCUGCGGGGCGCUGGGGUGGGUUUGUCAGCCCCGGUCGUCAUUUUCCCCCGUUGCAUUGCUUGUCUGGUCCAUCACUCCGGUUGCAAAGCCUGCAUCUGUGUUAAAUUUUAUUUAAAAUAAACUUGUGUGGUAAAACCCA